AUGAGCGCGAAGUUGGACGAGUUGGGGAAUUACCGCCCGGUUCCCGUCCCCGAGGAGGUGAAGGGCUUGGUGUCUCCGGCGUCCGAGCCGGUGCCCGCGGUAGCUUCCACCAUGGGACUAAUCCAUGGACAUCGAAGCAACACACUCGAGGACAGGUAAUGAAGUACAUAGGUACAACUAUCCAGUGCUUUGAGCGUCGUGCCAUACGUCAUUGUCAUCGUGUCGGUCCUCCUCUGCUUCCCCGUCGGUUUAUUUUGGCAAAGUUUCUUGACUUUGCCCUGCGCUCGACCGUUCCGAGCAUAAUUCUGUGUUGAUUGAUGAUCAACAUGCUUAUCCGGAGGUUCAACAUCGCAAUAUAACUACAGGCUGAACGUGAGCGAUCUCAUGCGGCAGUACCAGGAUAAUUCUGCGUACAUGAGCUCUGGCGCUGCGCAGCCAUCGUCCUCGUCGUCGACCAGCCCAUCGGGCAUGACGAGCCACACGAAGCAUGUGGACGUGCGCACUAUUCCCGUAAAUUUAAGCACUAUCCCGGCCACCUUCGCGGCAGCUCCUGCGCUGGUUGCAGCUAUGGCGGGAACUACUUCUUCGUCUUCCGCCUCCAAAACGAAAUCAAAAACGAAUUUUUUUUCCCCUGAAAAGUCGCAGACAACCUACGCUGCGAGGGGAGUAGACCACGUUGAGCAUCGAUCGGACCGGGGGGAACUGCAGGAAAGGCAAACAGAGAAACAAGAAGCCGAAACGAUGGGACGUGAUGAAAGUAGUAGCAAACGACCGGGUCGCUCCGUGAUGUCCGGUCGCGGAGAUGAAAUUCAUCAGCAGGAAGAAGACCUCGCUGCCCCUUCUAGUAGCGCUACUUCCAGCACGAACCGGGGUGGCCAGGGGGAAGCACCAGCAUGCAGCUGCACAGGAAGUAGCACGAGUGCGACUAGUAAUGCUCUUGGCGAAACAAGAACUCGUGGCAUGGGCAUCAACAAGCAGACGGAAGCGGUAGAUGGUACUACCGAAAACAACCCCCUGGAGGACGAGAUGAUCCUGAACAAUCAUGAGAACAACAUCAAUAAAAGCCCGUCGACGACCAGCAGCCUCGCGACAACCGAGCACAGCAGCGCCCGGAACUUCGGCAGUAGCAGUCAAAGCAACCUGAUGCCAGGAGCCGGGUACAGCAACCGCUCGUCUCCAACCGGCUCCACCGCGCACGACUGCGUGAGCACGGCAGCACUGCACCUCAGCAGCGGCUUGGAAUCGUCGCCAACAGAAUUGCUGAUGUCUACUUCGACGCCUAGUUCAUCUAGAGGAGGUACAGGGAUCAACAUUAUGGGGGCGUCGACCACAAGCAAUGAGAAUGAAGAGGAAAAUGAAAUAAAAACGGCGCUAGGAGAAACAAGAAAUACCCGUCCUGAUCCUGAAGAUCAUGCUUCUUGUAAUCAAGAAGAACAGCAACAGCAACAGAAGCAGAAUCAUCUUGUUCGCAACGGAACGAGUUCUCGUGGUAGUUUUCGUACAACAGAAGAAAAAGUCCUCGAGCUGCCAUCCAAUGCAACAUCACCACACGACGAUGUCGACUCCCUGGUGGAUCACGAGACCCGGCCGCUAAGCGGCGCACCUAGACGACGAGGAGGACAAGCACAGCCGGAAACUGCCGCAGUUGAUGCGGCAUCUUCGGCCCCCGGGUCAUCUUCGCACGACUUUUCGUCCGGGAUGAAGCUGCGCGAGAAGGGAACAGAUGAUGUUACGUCUGGAGCACUAGUACACGGCAAGGAGCUACUCGACCGUUACGACUCGGCUUUUGCCGGAGCUCCUGCGUCGACGUCCAGUUCCUCUUCCUCAUCUGCUGUUCGCGACGAGGAGCAGCUUCAUCCUGAUUUGCCUUCUUCUAGCAGGACGAGCUCCUGUCUUCGAGAAGUAGAAGGUGAACCGUGUGGCUCAACAUCCACUAGCGAUAUCAAGACACACUACACCGAGAAACUGCAGCUUCCGAUAGGAAAAAACGCAACUACUACUUCCCGGCGAGGCAAAAGGGGUAGUGGUUCCCGCAAAAUAAUGGAUCUGUCGCCCUCAACAUGUCGUGGCUCUCUGCAUCUUCAAGCACUGGCUGAAGCGGGUCAGAAUCACCUCUCUCGACGUCAAGGGUCCGUGCACCACGACGCUGUUGAGCACCAGGAACUGCAGGUUGCGCAGCGAAUCAAUAUUGACCCUGCAGCUUCCCCCAGUCGUCCCCUCCUCGGCGGCGACGGCACCGGGCGGAGUAGCACAGGGUCUACCUGCGGAAACAGCUACUGCAACUCCUCCAACGGUUAUCAAACAAAAAAAAGUUCGUCACGAUCACACAUGUUCAUUUUUGCAUUUUUUUACAAAACUGCGUGUGAGCAUCAACUACAUGCGUAAAAGUUAAAGUAGUUAAUGACAGUCAACCUUCAUACAGGAUCAUUCCCCUCAUGCAAUUCUCUACUAAGAUGCCGAUGCCCGAAAAGUUCUUCAUGCAUCAAAACCUUGUGGAAAAGGAAAAUCAAAAUAGCGACUGGGACUGCAACGAACUUUUUUCUUUCCAUCACGGCAGUUCUGGUGGCCAGAGAACCUCGAACCCGAAUAAUUCUGUGAAGGCCCUUCGGAAGAGGGAGCAACUGCACAACGCGAAAAAGAUGCGCAAGAAGGUGAAGAUUCCGGUUGUUCCGGGCCUACUGUCGUCCUAUGGUAGUGGUCACCAUUCCUCCGGAACAACAAGAACCCAUGUGGGAAAUAGUAAAAACGGUGGAGGAGCUGGAGCUGGAGCUGUCCCUGUCCCGCAUCAUGCGUAUUCCACUUUUCCGGGCAGGUCGUCUUCGUCUUCUUUCCAGAAUAGCAGGAGGGCCGCUCCUGCAGUAGAGCUGCAAAAUUCAUCUUCCACGACACUGGCUCCUGUAGCUCCUUCUUGCAGCUUCUGGACGACCUUGCUAACAAUGUCCACAUAUCCUGUGUAAAAACGUCCCCACACCAGAGUCAACAUGGGAAAUCUGCUAAACAAAUCCCACAGCUUUGGUUGUUUGGCAUGACAAAUUUGGACGCGUAGUGUAGUGCUGUUUGAGCUCGUUCAGCAGCAUUACAGAUCUAGUAGCUCAUGCUGAUUGGAGCAUGACAAAUUUCAAAGCUGCAUCUGAAAAUGCUUCUCAUGGGGCUCCGCAUGAGAAACAUUUUAAGCAUGCAGAGUUGCGUGACAACUAUGGUGUGGGGACGUUUUUAAACAGGAUACUACAAGAGCUGCUGCAGCACAAGCAGGGAACAAAGCACCCGGCGGAGGUGCGCCGAGUUGUGCUAGCGACGCUGGCGUUGCUUUGCCAUCUGGUCAUGCGGAUGCUGAGAGGCACACGAGCAGCAAUACUACAAGAACCCUGUCGGUCAACAAAGAAGUGCCCGGGAUGAAGAUGAACAAGCAUAUCGUCAUGUCUGCGAACAGUCUUCAACAUGUUACUGAUCAUUAUGACAAUGUGAACAGCACCAGCGCUGCAGGUGGAGAGCAGGGGCAACCUCGACAUGACUUUCCAAGCGCCCAGGACCGCAGCUGCUUUGGGACCGAUUCUGGCUUCCAAAACUGUUUUUGGUCGCAGGACAUGUCCUCCUGGGAGUGCUUGCUAAAGUCCGUCGUGCCUGCGACCGCAGGAGGUGGCAGCCAGCCGCGGGGAAAUCGAAAAUAGUUGUGGAAAUCUUCAAGAAAGAGGGGGGACUGAAGGAGUCGUUGGGAUGUAACGAUAAAAUCGAAGUAGAAAUUAAUGAUACGCUGGCUGUACUCCUCGCUAGCGAUACAAAUACAAAUUAUAAAGAAGUUGUUUUUUAUCUUCAAUUUUCUCCAAUGCAAAUGCAUUGAUUUAGUUUAGAGGUAGGUUCGCUUUUUAACGAUUACCCGCACUCUGAGAGGUUUGAAAUGUACAUUACGACUACAACUUCCGGCUGGUCACCGGGGCCGGAUCUUUUAUUAUACCGUAUGCUGAAUACUUUGUUCUUGUGCGGACGAUUCUAUAAUGGGGAACAAGUUUUAUUAGCACGCAUGCAUGAUGCAUUCGCUCUGCCUCGUCGGACUACUUAGGCCGCUUAGCCCCCCGAAUCGUUUGUAUACUCAUCUCGAGAAAAUAGUUGUAGAGACUUUUUCGCCGUAGUUUGGAAAUUUUAAUUGUUAUUUUGUUUCCACUGCUGUUGGUGAACUGCCCAAGCAGAGGUGGCGCGACGGGUAAUGCAAAAGUCAUUAUUUCGUAACCGUUGAUGUUAAAGUCGAACUUUAGUGCCCAAGCAGAGGCGACGUGACGGGUAAUGCAAAAGUCAUUAUUUCGUAUUCGUACCCAUUUGACGAGGGUAGUUACAAUGCAAUUUAUCGCCUAAUGCUCGGCUCGUAUUGAGGCUAAAUUGGUGAAAGCGUACGAGUUUGAAUUUCAGCCGAGUUAAUGAUUAUCAUAUCCGGCGAGUAAGAAGAAAAAGAAAAACGUCUACUCGUCCUCUUUUCCAAAUAGAAUUCACUCGCAUUUGUGAGGACAUGGAAACCUUUCCAUGAAAGAUGAGGAAUAUAGGAAACUACUCUUGCCUAGCCGGUUCUGCUUUUCAAAGACGACGUGAACUGUAUUUGCAACGAAUUAAGAAAAAGUUUGUCAGACACAUUUAAUCAUUCUCAAUUUCAAAAAUAGUCUUCGCGAAAAUGCAGCAGUGCAAUCAGAAACAGAUGUUGAGGUGGGUGCUACGCUGCAGUAGUUGUAGAGCUACUUUUCAUACUUACCCAAACAAAAGAACUGAAGAAUUAUUCUACUGAAUACUUAUGGUGCAACUGGAUAUCUUUACGCUGCAUCAUUGUGAUUCAUUGCGGUUCCAAGAAGUAGAAGCCUCGUGUUCGUUGUUGGGUAUUGUUGUCUUUGUUCUUCGUUUUAUGCUCCUUCCAGAUCGUUGUAUACUAAUUAUUGACAACCAGGAAUGUAUGCUAUGACCACGGUGAAGAAAGAAAGACUACGAGCAGACAGCAAAUAGAAGUCGUUUUUCUAUGAUUUGUCCUUGCUUUUUUCUUCACGGAGGCGAAGCGGAACUGC
Messenger RNA from Amoebophrya sp. A120, 5039 nucleotides. The record is from the annotation of a GenBank genome assembly. NCBI's taxonomy places the organism in Eukaryota, Dinophyceae, Syndiniales, Amoebophryaceae.